GCCUCAAAGCAGGAGCCGCGCAUCGGCCUCUCCUCUGACAACUGUCAGCCUCUGCUGCCACCUGCCCAGGCCUGUCACUGCGCCUCUCAGCAGGGGCAGAGAAUGAAAGAAGGCAUGUCGAAUAACAGUAAUACCAGCAUCUCCCAAGCGCGGAAGGCCGUCGAGCAGCUUAAGAUGGAAGCCUGUAUGGACAGGGUGAAGGUCUCCCAGGCAGCUGCGGACCUCCUGGCCUACUGCGAAGCCCACGUACGCGAAGACCCUCUCAUCAUACCGGUGCCUGCGUCAGAAAACCCCUUCCGAGAGAAGAAGUUCUUUUGUACCAUUCUCUGACUCCGUUCGUUAUGAAGCGUCUCCCUGUGCAUCGGGAAACUCCCCGGUAGAGCCCGCAUGUUCUUAGCUUUAGGGGUUCCAGUCACUCCCGUCCCCGGCCUCUCUUCAUCGGUUUUCUUCUCUGCGUUCAAUUUCACUACUUCUUGCCCUUCUCGUGUUAUUUGCGUCAUCGGCAAAGAAAAUCGACGUUUUUGUAACAAAUAACAAAUAAGUAUGGGUUUAAGGGUUGCAUUUCUUUCUAAACAGCCACUCCCGUAUUUAAAUACAUCGAGCUAAUACAUUGUACAUUCAAUACUACCGUAUUUAUUGAAUAAGAUAAUUUAUUGAAAAGAAAAACCGUACUUGGCAAUCCCCCCUUCACAAAUAGUUCACUAUCGAAUGAGAGCAGUUUGACCAACUAGAACACAUGGGUAAAUGUUCCUCUCUUUUCAUCCACCGGCUCUAUGUUCCCUGCUUUUCCGUCCUCCUGUUAGGAAGGAAAUGACCCACAGCGUCAAAGGGUUUCCCUAAUAUGUGUCUCACUGGGACCGUGUGGCCCGAACCCCGAUGGGGACGCAGGUCCCCAUUUCCCCCUGAUUAUCACGGGCCACUUGGGAGGUGGGCCUCCUACGAAUGUCGACACCGGGUGAAUAUUGCAGCCAGCUCAACUGUCAAUGUGCCCCAGCUGGGCCAGCCAGGGGCACCGGCUCCCCUCUCCAUGGGCCACCGCUUCCUGCUCCCCUUUUCUGGCUCCUCCUCAGUCAUUCUCACGUGGGCUGCACGGGGCCCCGCGGGGUUUCACCAGGGUGGCCCAGCACAGUGAUCUGCAGGGACAGCAGCUCACUAACCCGCUGUCCGCUGAUCUGAGCGUUGACACGCAUUCACUUAUUCCGUCCUCCGGCAAUCCGUAAAAGGCCACGAGGGCAUGUCUGUUUUACAGAGAGGAAGACGGAGGCACGGACAGAUUCUGUGCUUUCCCCAAGGCGAUCGUUAGUAAGCAGGAACACCGGGGCUUGAGCCUGGCCCCGGGGCUCCCUGAACCCCCCAGCCACG
This is a messenger RNA of Panthera uncia (snow leopard), 1362 nucleotides long. It is a transcript of the gene GNG4, whose product is annotated as G protein subunit gamma 4. The record is from RefSeq and is a predicted model, not a curated record. The transcript is spliced from 3 exons. Gene Ontology annotation, molecular function: G-protein beta-subunit binding. Gene Ontology annotation, biological process: G protein-coupled receptor signaling pathway. The coding region runs from base 103 to 330 and encodes 75 amino acids. Gene Ontology annotation, cellular component: heterotrimeric G-protein complex. Lineage: Eukaryota; Metazoa; Chordata; Mammalia; Carnivora; Felidae.